Molecule: messenger RNA, 525 nt
Organism: Mucor velutinosus
Lineage: Eukaryota; Fungi; Mucoromycota; Mucoromycetes; Mucorales; Mucoraceae
Exons: 2
Coding region: 1-525 (174 amino acids)
Source: RefSeq, a predicted model, not a curated record
AUGACUCAUACCUUCAAAGCACCAAGAAUGGCUGUGAUGGCUAUUACUUGGUCCAACUGGAAUUUCUUCUGGUCUCUGUCCCUGAACCUUGUCCACCGUAAUGUCAUCUAUCGCUUCCUCACCCACACCAUCCCGACCAAACGCCUGCUACACUACUUUGAGAUAGCUGAGUCACCUCUCUGCCCAAUCUGUGGUAACGAAGAAAAUGCUGUACACUUGUUUUUCCUCUGUUCCAGUAAGGCAUCCAUCUGGAAAGCUAUCAUCUUUGAAUUUUUGUGGCCAACCGUUUCGAUUGGUGAUAUUAUCCAAGCCUGUUCCUCGCUUGACUUUGAAAACAUCAAGUAUGUCUCCAAAUCAUACAUCACUGCUCACAUGGUCGUACUGGUAACACUUGGCAACAUUUGGCGAGCUCAAGUUCGUAUGAUCUUUCACUCGACUCCAUUUAUAUGGAUCGAUGUGGUCCAGCAGAUCAAGAACGAGCUCCUUCAACUACAUGCCCAAACUGAAAUUCACAAGCAAUUGUAA